UGCUGGAAAUUGACCAGUAUACUACUGAUACAGAUCCUGAGGGGCAAGAGAGGGGCCUUAAGACCCCAUUUGCUAGUCUCUUUGUAUUAAAAAAUUAAGUUCAUAAAUAUCUUGUUCUAGUAAAUGCCGAAAUAUUAGACCCUUAAAAUGUUGGGGAAACGAAAACGUGUGGUAUUGACAAUUAAAGACAAGCUUGAUAUCAUUAAGAAACUUGAGGAAGGCAUCUCUUUCAAAAAACUUUCUGUGGUGUAUGGAAUUGGUGAGUCUACAGUUCGUGAUAUUAAAAAGAACAAAGAAAGGAUUAUAAACUAUGCGAACAGUUCAGAUCCUACAAGUGGGGUAUCCAAACGUAAAUCCAUGAAAUCAUCAACAUAUGAGGAGCUUGAUAGAGUUAUGAUAGAAUGGUUUAACCAACAGAAGAGAGAUGGGAUACCAGUGUCCGGAACAAUUUGUGCAAAACAAGCCAAGUUCUUUUUUGAUGCUUUAGGAAUGGAAGGUGAUUUUAAUGCAUCAUCUGGCUGGUUAACUCGAUUUAAGCAGCGCCAUGGUAUUCCGAAGGCUGCUGGUAAAGGAACAAAAUUAAAAGGAGAUGAAACUGCUGCCAGUGAAUUUUGUGGUAACUUUCAGGAAUUUGUUGAGAAGGAGAAUCUACAACCAGAGCAAAUUUAUGGUGCUGACCAAACAGGAUUGUUCUGGAAAUGUCUACCAUCAAGGACAUUAGCUCUUGAAACUGAGCAAAGUACUUCUGGGUACAGGUCAAGCAGAGAGAGAAUCAUUAUUAUGUGUUGUACAAAUGCCACAGGUGUACACAAACUUAAUCUUUGUGUCGUGGGGAAAGCAAAAAAGCCCCGUGCCUUCAAAGGAACUGACCUUUCUAACCUUCCUGUAACUUAUUUCAGUCAAAAGGGUGCGUGGAUAGAACAUUCUGUUUUCAAACAGUGGUUUGAAAAAUACUUUGUGCCACAGGUGCAAAAGCAUUUGAAAUCCAAGGGUCUUUUACAGAAAGCAGUGCUGCUUUUGGAUUUUCCCCCAGCACAUCCAAAUGAAGAAGUGUUGAGUUCAGAUGAUGGCAGAAUAACUGUGAAAUACUUGCCACCAAAUGUUACAAGCCUAAUUCAACCUAUGAGCCAGGGAAUUCUAGCGACAGUAAAAAGAUACUACCGAGCAGGACUUCUCCAGAAAUACAUGGAUGAAGGAAUUGACCCAAAAAUGUUUUGGAAGAACUUGACAGUGUUGGAUGCAAUUUAUGAAGUAUCAAGAGCUUGGAAUAUGGUAAAAUCAAGUACCAUAACCAAAGCCUGGAAAAAACUUUUCCCAGGCAAUGAAGAGAAUUCAGGUGUAAACAUUGAUGAAGGAGCCAUUUUAGCAGCUAAUUUAGCAACGGUUUUACAGAACACAGAAGAUUGUGAACAUGCUGACAUUGAAUAUAUUGAUCAGUGGUUUGACUCUCAAAGUAAUGACUCAAACUGUCAGGUGCUUACUGACUGUGAAGGUGCUGAGAACCUGGCCAAGCCUGCUGAGCAAAAGCCUUCCAGUAAAACUAGAAAAACAGAACUGAAUCCAGAAAAGCUUAUUAGUCAUAAAGCUGCCCUUGAAUGGACUGAAAAUUUACUAGAUUAUCUCGAACAACAAGAUGACAUGCUUUUGUCUGAUAAAUUGGUAUUACGGAGACUUCGAACAAUAAUAAGAAGAAAACAGAAGACCCAAACCAGCAAAAAUCGUUAAUAGCACUCUUAAAUAUUUCAUUGUAUCUUUGUGACUCUACCUGCAAUGGAAUUUAAUUAUCCUGUUUGAAGUGCUGUGGAUUCCAAUACCAAAUGCAUUUGAUACGUGAUUUUAGGACUGACUGCUAUUUUAGAUUACUUAAACUGCAACGCUAAUGUUGACACUAGUAAUUGAACAUUGACAUGUAAAUUGUUAGUCACUGUUUCUAAUCUGUAUUAUUACAAAUUAGAUCAUAAAGUACCUGAGGUCAGAGACUGUGUAUCUCUUCUGUGCCUAAAUUUCAUUGUGUGUAAUAGAGAAUCAUUCACACUAUAGGCACUUAAUAAAUCCUUCUUCAAUUGAACUUUUAU
Molecule: messenger RNA, 2075 nt
Organism: Orycteropus afer afer
Lineage: Eukaryota; Metazoa; Chordata; Mammalia; Tubulidentata; Orycteropodidae
Gene: TIGD2
Product: tigger transposable element derived 2
Cellular component (GO): nucleus
Molecular function (GO): DNA binding
Source: RefSeq, a predicted model, not a curated record